This is a messenger RNA of Rangifer tarandus platyrhynchus (Svalbard reindeer), 1062 nucleotides long. Lineage: Eukaryota; Metazoa; Chordata; Mammalia; Artiodactyla; Cervidae. The record is from the annotation of a GenBank genome assembly.
AUGGCCGAGAUGAGCUUCCUGAGCAGCGAGGUGUUCGUGAGGGACUUCGUGUCCCCCUUCGACCCGUCGGGUUUGGGGGCUGAAGAGAGCUUAGGUCUCCUAGAUGACUACCUGGAGGUGGCCAAGCACUUCAAACCUCAUGGGUUCUCCUGCGACAAGGCUAAGGCAGGCUCCUCCGAAUGGCUGGCUGUGGAUGGGUUGGUCAGUUUCUCAGACAACAGCAAGGAGGAUGCUUUCUCCGGGACAGAUUGGAUGGUGGAGAAAAUGGAUUUGAAGGAGUUUGAUUUUAAUGAUACCCUGUUGAGUAUGGAUGACCUGGAAACCAUGCCAGAUGAGCUCUUGGCCACGUUGGAUGACACGUGUGAUCUCUUUGAUCCCCUACUCCAGGAGACUAACAAGGAGCCCCCCCAGAUAGUGAACCCAAUUGGCCAUCUUCCAGAAAGUUUACCAACAAUUGACCAGGGUGCCCCCUUCACUUUCUUACAACCUCUUCCCCCUUCCCCAGGGGCCCUUUCUUCCACUCCAGAUCAUUCCUUUAGUUUAGAGCUGUGCAGUGAAGUGGUUAUCUCUGAAGGAGAUAGCAAGCCAGAUUCCACCACUUGCAGUACUGUGAUCCCUCAGAGCAUAAAGGAGGAGGAUGCCCCCUCAGAUAAUGACAGUGGCAUCUGUAUGAGCCCCGACUCCUCGCUGGGCUCUCCCCAGCAUAGCCCCUCCACCUCCAGGGGCUCUCCAAAUAAGAGCCUGCUAUCUCCAGGUGCCCUCGGUGGCUCUUCCCGCCACAAACCCUACGACCCUCCUGGAGAGAAGAUGGUAGCAGCAAAAGUAAAGGGUGAGAAGCUAGACAAGAAGCUGAAGAAAAUGGAGCAGAACAAGACAGCAGCCACUAGGUACCGCCAGAAGAAGAGGGCAGAACAGGAGGCUCUCACUGGUGAAUGUAAAGAGCUAGAAAAGAAGAAUGAGGCUCUGAAAGAGAAGGCAGAUUCCUUGGCCAAGGAGAUCCAGUAUCUUAAAGAUCUGAUAGAAGAGGUUCGCAAGGCAAGGGAGAAGAAAAGGGUCCCCUAG